GUGUUCCGCAUUGCUGCCGCGUCAAACGCUGUCAACAUGGCGUCGGCCCUCGGUCGCCUGGCCAGGCUGUCUGCCCUCAGAAACGCCCGCACCUCCCCGCUGACCCCCUCCUGCGGGCCGGGGAGCACCGUGACACCGGCCCGGGCCGCCGUGUCCACUCCGUCCGGCGCCAUCCUGCCCAAACCCAAGAAGACCCCCUUCGGACUUAUCCGGAUUGCUCUGGUACUCGUGCCCUUCUUGUAUGUGGGGACUCUGAUCAGCAAGAACUUUGCGGCGCUGCUGGAGGAGCACGACAUCUUCGUCCCCGAGGACGAUGACGAUGAUGACUGAGGGGAUGUGGAGGCCUCCUGGUUGUCAGGUCACCUUGUUUUGUCACUACCACUGGGAGAGUGUCUGAGCCUCAGAGCACACUAAUGCCUCCCUGGUGUUCCCUCUGCUGUGUUUUCAAGUCUGCACUGGAUUCAGGGUUUUCGCUGUUAUCGUCAAUGAUAGGGCUGUCUCAGGCUGAUUGUAUCGUACUGUAUUUGCAUGCACUACUAAAGUCUUAAUAAAGGGAGUAGCGAUGGUAAAAUCCA
This is a messenger RNA of Dicentrarchus labrax (European seabass), 575 nucleotides long. Its product is annotated as essential MCU regulator, mitochondrial. The transcript is spliced from 3 exons. NCBI's taxonomy places the organism in Eukaryota, Metazoa, Chordata, Actinopteri, Moronidae. Bases 37 to 330 code for a protein of 97 amino acids. The record is from RefSeq and is a predicted model, not a curated record. Gene Ontology annotation, biological process: mitochondrial calcium ion homeostasis; calcium import into the mitochondrion. Gene Ontology annotation, cellular component: mitochondrial inner membrane; uniplex complex.